AUGGAGACGAUGGAAGGAUCCGAGCUCUGCCUCCCUCUCCUCAACGCCUCCUGCAAGCCGCUGCCUCUCACCCCCAAGGCAGCGCUCACGAAUACUCUGCUGUCUGCUAUUGCUGCGCUCACUGUGUCUCUUAACAUGUUGGUCAUUAUCUCCAUCUCCCAUUUCAGGCAGCUCCACACCCCCACCAACGUCCUCCUCCUCUCCCUGGCUGUGUCCGAUGUGCUCGUGGGCCUCCUGGUGAUGCCGGUUGAAAUCUCCACCCUGCAUUCCUGUUGGUUUCUGGGUAAACUCAUGUGUGUGCUCUAUUACUUCAUGAGCUUCAUCCUCACCUCUGCCUCCGUCGGGAGCAUGGUGCUCAUAUCAAUCGACCGCUAUGUGGCCAUUUGUUACCCUCUGCGCUACUCAUCCAUGGUAACACCAAGCAGGGCGAAAAUCUGUGUGAGCCUGUGUUGGAUUUGCUCUGUUUUAUACAACGGCAUAAUUCUGAAGGAGCACUUGUCACAGCCAGAUAUGUUUAAUUCCUGCUACACAGAGUGUGCCGUCAUCAUAAGCUACAUUUCAGGGGCAGUCGACCUCGUUUUCACCUUUUUUGGCCCCGUUACUGUCAUCAUCGCUCUGUAUAUGAGAGUGUUUGUGGCGGCAGUGUCACAGGCGCGUGCCAUGCGGUCUCAGAUUGCUGCUCUCAAAUCUGGUAAUGUGACUGUCACUGCUAAGAAAUCUGAGUUAAGGGCAGCUACAACCCUGGGUAUUGUCCUUCUGGUGUUCAUACUGUGUCUCUGCCCGUAUUACUGCCCCUCUCUGUCAGGGCAUGACACUGAGGCCGAGGCUUCCUAUGUUGAAGUCUGGCUCUUCUAUUUCAACUCCUGUAUGAAUCCUCUGAUCUACGCCUUCUUCUACCCCUGGUUUAGAAAAGCCAUUAAACUCACUAUCAGCCUGCAGAUACUCCAGCCAGGCUCCUGUGAGGCCAGGAUGAUGUAG
Myripristis murdjan (pinecone soldierfish) is the source of this 978-nucleotide messenger RNA. RefSeq names its product trace amine-associated receptor 13c-like. The record is from RefSeq and is a predicted model, not a curated record. The coding region runs from base 1 to 978 and encodes 325 amino acids. NCBI's taxonomy places the organism in Eukaryota, Metazoa, Chordata, Actinopteri, Holocentriformes, Holocentridae. Gene Ontology annotation, cellular component: membrane. Gene Ontology annotation, molecular function: trace-amine receptor activity. The transcript is spliced from 2 exons. Gene Ontology annotation, biological process: G protein-coupled receptor signaling pathway.